Messenger RNA from Choloepus didactylus (southern two-toed sloth), 3991 nucleotides. It is a transcript of the gene HOXB3, whose product is annotated as homeobox B3. Gene Ontology annotation, cellular component: nucleus. Lineage: Eukaryota; Metazoa; Chordata; Mammalia; Pilosa; Megalonychidae. Gene Ontology annotation, molecular function: DNA-binding transcription factor activity, RNA polymerase II-specific; RNA polymerase II cis-regulatory region sequence-specific DNA binding. The record is from RefSeq and is a predicted model, not a curated record. Gene Ontology annotation, biological process: regulation of transcription by RNA polymerase II. The transcript has 5 exons. Bases 1184 to 2476 code for a protein of 430 amino acids.
UCUCCACCUCUUUCACCAGAGGAAAAGAAUUCCAAGGUCUGCAAAGGUAAGGGAGCUUCUACAAUUCUUGUUCUUUUGCAUCGAUUUUGUAGGGGGGUGGGGCUUGGGCUUGUCUCCCCCCCCUCCAAGAUGGGGCUGAACCCCACCUCUGGGCAUUGCAGGGAGAGGCUUCCCAUGAAAUUCGGGGCAGAGAGAGGGGUGGCUGCUUCCUGGAGGGGGAGCAAAGGCACGGAAGACCGUAGGAGGAACCGAAAGGGGCCAAGGAAGCGAGCUCUAAGUCGCCUUUUAAAGCUGGGAGGACAGGCUCAGAGGAGGGGGGUGCGAAACGGAGGAUGGGGGUGUCCGGGCUUCAGCGGCGCCCGCAGCAGCCGGCGCUGUGGCCUCGGUGGGUUUGGCCCCCUCCCCCUCCCACCAUCCCUCCCUUGACUGGGCCUCCCCCAAUUGUCCCCUUGCACUUCCCUUGCCGGGUGCAGCAUUGGCACGAGGGGCGGUGGCGCUGAGCGACGCCCUGGUCUCUGGAGGGCCCGGAAUCUCCGCAGAGGCCGGUGAGGCCGAGGAGGCUGCUAGAGAGACACAGAAAGAACAAUUCACAGAGAAAUGCUCACUAUCUCCCUUCGGAGACAUUUCUGAAAUUAAAAGGUUGUGGGUGGAGGCACCCAAAGCCAGGGUGACCCCCGAGGAAGCCUUGCCAGAGAAUGCCUACGUCUCUGCCACUCCCGGAGGAGGGAGCCUCGCUCUGCAGGGAGACAGUUUUGUGGUUUUAACGCGCAAAUCUCCGCAGACCGGCUGUUGGGGGAAAAAAGUGUUAGCCGUCUCUCCGGGAUCCGCGAGGGGGAAAAAAUUUGGAACCAUAAAGUUGAAAACUUUUUUCUCUCAGUUUGGAAGAAGCCGUUCGUCAUGAAUGGGAUCCGCGGAGCUCGGGCGAGAGGAGGCGAGAGGCGCAAAGGAGGGGAGAUUUCUCGCCUGCCGCUCGCGCUGGGGCUCGAUGUGAAUAUAUAUUAUGUCUGCCUGUUCUCCCCUCGUCGGUGGCUAAGGUCAGCCGCUUCGAACAAACCCCGGGAGGAGGGGGGCAGAAAGGGGAGGGGGUCCGGCGCGUCACGUGACCCCCAGGGGUGCCAAUGUCCGGUCGUGAGGGUAUCAGGCCCUUGCAAGUUGCCACCUACUGCCCGGGCCUCGCCCAGCGAUGCACAAAGCCACCUACUACGACAACGCCGCCGCUGCGCUCUUCGGAGGCUACUCCUCGUACCCUGGCAGCAAUGGUUUCGGCUACGACGGUCCCCCCCAACCCCCCUUUCAGGCGGCCACGCACCUGGAGGGCGACUACCAGCGCUCAGCGUGCUCGCUUCAGUCCCUGGGCAACGCCGCCCCACAUGCCAAGAGCAAGGAGCUCAACGGCAGCUGCAUGAGGCCCGGCCUGGCCCCCGAGCCCAUGCCCGCCCCACCCGGCUCACCCCCGCCCAGCGCCGCACCUACCAGUACCACUAGCAACGGCAAUAACGCGGGCGGGCCCAGCAAAAGCGGCCCCCUCAAGUGCGGCCCCAGCUCCAACUCCACCCUCACCAAACAGAUAUUCCCCUGGAUGAAAGAGUCGAGGCAAACAUCCAAGCUGAAAAACAGCUCCCCGGGUACAGAGGGCUGCUGCGGCGGCGGCGGCGGCAGCGGAGGAGGAGGAGGAGGAGGAGGAGGCAGUGGUGGCGGGGGCGGCGGGGGAGGGGACAAGAGCCCCCCGGGGUCGGCGGCAUCCAAGCGGGCGCGGACGGCGUACACGAGCGCUCAGCUGGUGGAGCUGGAGAAGGAGUUCCACUUCAACCGCUACCUGUGCCGGCCGCGCCGCGUGGAGAUGGCCAACCUGCUGAACCUCAGCGAGAGGCAGAUCAAGAUCUGGUUCCAGAACCGGCGCAUGAAGUACAAGAAGGACCAGAAGGCCAAGGGACUGGCCUCGUCGUCAGGGGGCCCCUCGCCCGCCGGCAGUCCCCCGCAGCCCAUGCAGUCCACCACCGGCUUCAUGAACGCCUUACACUCCAUGACCCCCAGCUACGAGAGCCCGUCCCCGCCCGCCUUCGGCAAAGCCCACCAGAAUGCCUACGCGCUGCCCUCCAACUACCAGCCCCCUCUCAAAGGCUGCGGCGCCCCGCAGAAGUACACUCCGACCCCGGCGCCCGACUACGAGCCCCACGUCCUCCAAGCCAACGGGGGUGCCUAUGGGACGCCCACCAUGCAGGGCAGCCCGGUGUACGUGGGCGGGGGCGGCUACGCAGAUCCGCUGCCGCCCCCUGCCGGCCCCUCCCUCUACGGCCUCAACCACCUUUCCCACCACCCCUCGGGGACUCUGGACUACAAUGGGGGGCCUCCUAUGGCCCCCAGUCAGCACCAUGGACCUUGCGACCCCCACCCCACCUACACAGAUCUCUCCUCUCACCACGCGCCUCCUCCUCAGGGUAGAAUCCAAGACGCGCCCAAAUUAACACACCUGUGAUGGGAGAGGGAGGGCGGAGGGGCCAGGGGGCUUAUCCGGUUGUGGCGUUCUGGGAGGGCGAACGGGGUGGGCAGCUAGUCUUGGAGGUCUGAAAGAAAAGGUGGAGAAGUAGUAGUCAGGUUCUCUGGGAAGAAUGGGCUUGGAGCCCCUUCUCCUCUCCCUGGCCUGAGAGAUUGCUUUUAAGUCUUUAAGUUCCUUGUUCCAUCUGCCUGACAACCCAUAAGAAAAGAAUCCACAGCAGGUUGGAGAUGACCCCAUCCACCCCAGGGCUCCAGCCCUACCCAAUUGGAAUUCCACACUUGGGAAUGGGGUAGAGGAAGAGGAGGUGACAGAAAACCAAGGCAGAUAAGCACAUUAAAAAAAAAAAAAAAAAAGAAAAGAAAAAGAAAAAAACAGACAAAAUGGCUAGGCCAUCACCAGACAACCAACUAACCAACCUAUCUUCCAUCUCUAUGGGCAAUUCCCCCAGACCUUGAUUUUUCCCCGUCUAGGUGAAUAGACAUUUCAAACCUAAGGGCACAAAGCACGCUCCCCUCUUGGCUUCCCUGAAGCCUCAAACUUGCUCACAUCUAUUUGCGAUUUAUUGCCUGUCUUCAUUUCUAGCCCCAUAUUUUUCUGCUCUAGAACACUAAUAUCUACACCCCAGCCCACUGAUUACAGUUGUCAGAGGGCUCAAGGAUGGCAAGAGAUCCUGAAAGUUAGAGCUGCCUACAUUAUAAAUACAUAUAUAUUUUUUUCUUUUAUGUAUAAGUUGGGAGGCAAGGGCAAACAAGUUGUCAGGACUAAACUUUUGCCCAUUCUGCCACCUCCCAUCUUGUCUCCAGGUCCAUCCCCCUCUCUCCACAGAAAGCAAUUGGUGACACGAGGUUCUACACUUUUUCUUUUCUUCUGUUGCUCUCUUGACUUAACGUGAAAACAGGGUAUAUUUGAACAAACUGUCCCAGGCAAGGGCUGCAGCUGGGCCUGUGCGCCUUGCUCAGCCUCUUGACAGGACACUUUUGUUGCACUUAGAGUUUACAUUUUAAUGGAUAUAAAAACAACUGUGAGAGAUGCCUGGACCCUGUAGGAGCCCAGCAUUGCUCAAAAAGCGUGUGUUCUAGUGAAUAUUUUCAUAUAUAUUUAUUGGUUAUAGCCUGUUAAAAUAUUUUCUUUUUUGUAUUAUUUAUCCCCCUACAUUAUGUAUUUAUGUGAGGGAAAAAGGAAAAAAAAUUGUACUUUUUUAGUAUUUACUUGUUAUAAAGAACAUUGUGUUUCCUGUCAUGCAUAACCAGUUAUUUUAGUUAUUAUCGUACUCUAGAAAAGAGCUGUAGAUUUAUGUUAAACUUGUACUUACGAGCAAUUGUAAUUAGUUCUAAAAGGCAUGAACUCAGCUCCUAAUUGUCGCUGUAUAGUCCCAGAUUUGUAGAAUUAGAGGUAUUCCCUCUUGGAAGUUUCUUUGUUCUUUGUAGUUACUUUCUUCCUUGCUUAAAAAGGUUGUCUGUCGAACAAUUCUUGAAUAAACUUUCUGUUACCAAU